Molecule: messenger RNA, 1733 nt
Organism: Armigeres subalbatus
Lineage: Eukaryota; Metazoa; Arthropoda; Insecta; Diptera; Culicidae
Product: mitochondrial 2-oxodicarboxylate carrier
Exons: 7
Coding region: 423-1343 (306 amino acids)
Source: RefSeq, a predicted model, not a curated record
CGAGCUUUAUCACUUGAUAAAGAGUAUAUUCAUAUUAAAUGAAAAUAAAAUGUGUGAACUUGACAUCAAGACACUGUUUACCAAGUGAUAACAUUUGUAAUCUGAAAGGGGUAUAACUGCAACAGCGCUCGCAUGAAUGGAAACCGCACGGACGUUGACAAUGAACAAUGUCCACCGCACCGCUCGAGUAGCUGUUGCAUGUUCGUAACUGUGCGUAGUGUACAAUAUUGUUAGUGUGUGUAACAAUCAUCAAUGAAUCGCGCAAAGUAAACAUACCACCCUUCAGUCCAGAAGCUGAAGCAGAACUGUGAGGAGAUCAGUUUGUUUUAUGAAAUCGUUCAUUGAUGAUAUCGCGUUGUCCCGUGUGGUGCUAAAUUUCAGUCGAAGAAAUCUAUCAGAAGAGCUAAAACAUCAUCGGCAUAAUGGGCGGUGAUUUGAAGGAAUUUCUACGCCAAGCAGCAAUGCAAGUUGGUGCAGGCGGCUCAGCAGGGUUUGUGGAAGUUUGCAUCAUGCAUCCAUUGGAUCUGGUCAAGACCCGGCUCCAACUGCAAGCGAAGCCUGGAACUGUAGCAGCUCAAUCUGGCACCUAUUACAAUGGAGUCUUCGAUUGUAUUCGGAAAAUGGCCAGUACAGAAGGUGUAUUUUCCUUGUACAAAGGAAUUCUUCCUCCAGUAUUGGUAGAGACUCCGAAACGAGCCGUAAAGUUUUUAACCUUUGAGCAGUACAAGCGAUUCUUCUUGUUUGGUGCAGAUAAGCCUACGCCAUUGACAUUCUCCUUAGCGGGCCUUGGUGCCGGGGUUACCGAAGCAAUUUUGGUGAAUCCUUUCGAAAUGGUUAAAGUAACCUUACAAGCCAAUAAAAACAAAGUUGGCCAGGUUCCGAGCACAUGGGCCGUAACGCGGCAGAUCAUCAACGAAUCCGGUUUUGGGCUGAACGGCUUGAACCGAGGACUGACGGCAACGAUCGGUCGGAAUGGCGUUUUCAACAUGAUCUACUUUGGGUUCUACCAUAGUGUGAAGGGCAUCCUGCCGGAGUACGAAGAUCCCGUAAAAGAGUUCCUACGGAAGGUUGGAAUCGGUUUCGUUUCCGGCACACUUGGAUCGAUUGUAAAUAUUCCGUUCGAUGUGGCCAAAUCAAGAAUUCAGGGUCCUCAACCAGUGCCUGGUCAGGUGAAGUACAAAUCCACUUUAGGUUCGAUUGCCAUUGUGUAUCGCGAGGAGGGCUUCGCAGCACUAUACAAGGGUUUGACGCCGAAAGUGAUGCGUUUGGGACCAGGUGGAGCAAUCAUGUUGGUAGUGUACGAUUACGUGUACGCUUUUCUUGAUAACUACUUUAAACAAUGACCGGAAGUUACUGCAGUUAAACUAUAGCCAACGACUUUCAAGUCAACCUCAGGGUGUUCCUUUUUGAAGUGUUAUUUGUAUAUUUAACGUUAUUUAAAACGACUGUUGACAAUCACAUCAAUUCCAAUUAUCGCCACCAAGCAUUUUUGCGAAACAUUUAAUUUAUGUCAGUUUUAUUCGUACUAUAAGCAUUUAUGUGUAAUAGAGUUUAUUCAAAGUGGAUUUUUUUAAAUAUGUUGUCCAGAUGAAAUUCAAUAUUUUACACUUACAUGAGAGAACGCAUAUUAACCUUAGCAUUGUAGCAUGUUAAAUCAAUAAGAAAAAAAUAUAUUGUUGUAAAGUGUUAUAAAUAUUCAAAUUGUUGAGCAUUUAAUUAAAAAUUUAAACAAA